AUGCCCCUCCUCGCCCGCUGCCCCACCUUGCUCUCUUCCCCUCCUCGUCCUUUUUCUUCGCUCGCCUCCUCCCUCCUCCGUUCUUCCUCCUCGCCUUCCUCCUAUUCCACCCUCGCUUCGUCUUCGUCGUCUCCCCUACGCUCUCUCUACGCCUCCAACCAGUCCUUCUCAAACGCCCGUCUCCGUGCUUUUCACGCUUCCGCAGCAGCCAUGACGAGAACUUUCUUCGAGGUCGAGUACGCCGACCCGGCCCAGCCCAACAAGUCUACCGUUGGCCGAAUUGAGUUUGAACUCUUUAGCGAUGUCGUUCCCAAGACCGCCGAGAACUUCCGUGCCCUCUGCACUGGCGAGAAGGGCUUUGGCUACAAGGACUCCAUCUUCCACCGUGUCAUCCCUGAUUUCAUGCUCCAGGGUGGUGACUUCACCCGUGGCAACGGCACUGGUGGCAAAUCGAUCUACGGCGAGAAGUUCGCUGAUGAGAACUUCAAGUGCACCCAUGAAGGCCCUGGUAUGCUUUCCAUGGCCAAUGCUGGGCCCAACACCAACGGCUCCCAAUUCUUCAUCACCACCGCGAAGACCAGCUGGCUUGAUGGCAAACAUGUCGUCUUCGGCAAGGUCGUAGAGUGCCCGUCGACAAGACUCGGCCCCAACCAGAAGCAGUCCAUGGAUGUUGUUCGCGACAUCGAGAGCGCUGGCAGCAGCUCCGGGGCCAUCAAAACAUCCAUCAAGCCCAAGAUCGUCAACUGUGGUCAGGUUUAAAAGAAGAUUGAUUGUUCCCCAUGGAGGGUGUGUAGAUGAAAAAUUGCUUUUCUUCUGCUUCUUUUCUUUGCUUUCUUUUAGAGAACUUCUUUUUUGUUCUGCGAUGGGGAAGGCGCGGGAAAAGGAGGGGAGAAGUUGCUUUGUCAUGUCAUGUAACAGAAUUAAGGUAGCGGGGCGGAAAGCGGCAGAAGGUGGGGAAGAUGUUCGUUUUUAGCUGCAGAGAAGCGUUUUGGUGGGAGGGAAAAAAUUAGGCUCUUGUUUUCAUUAACUAGAAAAAAAAACCCCUCCAGAACCAAAACAGAAAAAAAAGAAAAAAAACCGCACACAAAAGGAAAAAAGAAAAAAAAGGGCCACUGCAAAGUUAUUUCGUUCACUCCAAUGUAAUCUCAACAGCAAUUCAACCUGACCUAAUACUUUUGCUGGCCGUGUAC
Molecule: messenger RNA, 1190 nt
Organism: Histoplasma capsulatum G186AR
Lineage: Eukaryota; Fungi; Ascomycota; Eurotiomycetes; Onygenales; Ajellomycetaceae
Product: peptidylprolyl isomerase
Exons: 4
Coding region: 1-759 (252 amino acids)
Biological process (GO): protein folding; protein peptidyl-prolyl isomerization
Molecular function (GO): peptidyl-prolyl cis-trans isomerase activity
Source: RefSeq, a predicted model, not a curated record